This is a messenger RNA of Carica papaya (papaya), 2597 nucleotides long. It is a transcript of the gene SYTB, whose product is annotated as Calcium-dependent lipid-binding (CaLB domain) family protein. Gene Ontology annotation, molecular function: lipid binding. The record is from RefSeq and is a predicted model, not a curated record. Gene Ontology annotation, cellular component: endoplasmic reticulum. NCBI's taxonomy places the organism in Eukaryota, Viridiplantae, Streptophyta, Magnoliopsida, Brassicales, Caricaceae.
UCGUCGUUUUCUGUGUUUGUUUUACGUAGAUGAAGUAGGGGAAGAAGGUGCGAUGAUGAUGGGUUUUUGUAUACAUCUCGUUAAUCUGAUUUGAAACAUGAGGACAAAUGUCCUAUCCAUUCAUUCAAUUUCUCUGAGCACCUUCGUUUUUCCCAUUUCUUUUUGCUUUCUCUUCUGAUUUCUUCUGUGAUUUGCUUCAUCCGCUGCUGUUUAUAAACUGAAAACGCUACUGGGAUUCGCCUUUUAUCACUCGCAUCUCAUAUAUCGGCCAUGUUUCAACUGUGCGGGCUAGUGAAGCAGAGCAGUAAUGGAGAUUACAAAGUUGAAAAGCUGGAAUCUGAAGCGUUAAAUGAAUCAUAAAAGAUCCAACGACUCAUAAAUUACCCAAAACAAAUGGACGUUACACGCGCGCUCCAUGCAUCACGCCAUUGAAUCUUUCUUUCUCUUCAAAACCCAUUUUUGUUAAAAUGCAAAUCCACUGAAACUGGAACAAGCUUGGCCACAAUAAUAAAUGCUACUUUUAUUGCACUUAAGGCGUUUAUCCGCGCUUUCCUUUCCCCUUUUUGUGCAUUUGCGUAUACAAUGUUUAUGGUGAAGUUGGAGAUUUUUGCGUGAUCUGAAACGAGAUUGGAAAUGAGUUUCUUCAGUCUUAUAUUGGGUGCUUUUGGUUUUGGCGUUGGCACUACAAUUGGGAUUAUCAUCGGUUAUUUCAUGUUCAUUCACUUACUGCCAACUGCUGUUGAGGAUCCUGUAAUUCACCCAGUGACUGAACAAGAACUGGAAAACUUGCAAAGAUUGCUUCCAGAAAUGCCCCAGUGGGUGAAAAAUCCAGAUUUUGAUCGUGUUGAUUGGCUUAACAAAUUUAUCGGGAAUAUGUGGCCUUAUUUGGACAAGGCAAUCUGCAAUACUGCUAGGAACAUUGCAAAGCCCAUUAUUGCCGAGCAGAUUCCAAAGUACAAAAUUGAUUCAGUUGAAUUUGAGACACUUACCUUGGGCUCCUUACCACCUACUUUUCAAGGAAUGAAAGUUUAUGUAACUGAUGAGAAGGAAUUGAUCAUGGAGCCAUCAUUGAAGUGGGCAGGGAAUCCUAACGUUAUUGUUGCUGUUAAAGCAUUUGGGUUGAAAGCUACUGCUCAGGUGGUUGAUUUGCAAGUAUUUGCUACUCCACGCAUCACCCUAAAGCCUUUGGUUCCGUCAUUUCCUUGUUUUGCCAAAAUAUGUGUCUCUCUCAUGGCAAAGCCACACGUUGACAUUGGACUGAAAUUACUAGGGGCAGAUAUAAUGUCCAUUCCUGGCCUAUAUGUGUUUGUACAGGAGCUCAUAAAGGAUCAAGUUGCCAAUAUGUACCUAUGGCCUAAAGCCUUAGAAGUGCAAAUAAUGGAUGCUAAGGCCAUGCAGAAACCUGUUGGAAUUCUUAGUGUGAAGGUCCUAAAAGCCAUGAAACUUAGAAAGAAAGAUCUCCUUGGGGCAUCAGACCCUUAUGUGAAACUAAAGCUCUCUGGGGACAAACUUCAUAUAAAGAAAACAACAGUAAAACACAACAACUUAAACCCUGAAUGGAAUGAGGAAUUUAGUUUGGUCGUAAAAGAUCCAGAAUCUCAAGUUCUGGAGAUAAGUGUCUAUGAUUGGGAACAGGUUGGCAAGCAUGACAAAAUGGGCAUCAAUGCAAUACCAUUGAGGGAGCUUACAGCCGAAGAACCAAAAGUUAUGACAGUUGAUCUGCUUAAAAAUAUGGACCAAAAUGAUGCUCAGAAUGAAAAGUCAAGGGGGCAACUUGUACUAGAGGUUGUUUAUAAACCUUUUGAUGAGGAUGAGGUGCCUGAUGAUAUUGAUGAUCCAAAUGCAGUAGAAAAGGCUCCAGAAGGAACGCCUGAAGGUGGUGGUUUGCUUGUUGUUAUUGUGCAUGAAGCUGAGGCUUUAGAAGGGAAGUACCAUACAAAUCCUUUUGUUCGUUUGCUGUUAAGAGGAGAAGAGAGAAAAACGAAGAGAUUAAAGAAAAAUAGAGAUCCAAGAUGGGAUGAAGACUUUCAAUUUAUGCUCGGGGAACCACCUAUGAAUGAUAGACUUCAUGUGGAAGUGAUUAGUACUUCUUCAAGGAUGGGACUACUGCAUCCAAAGGAGGCUCUGGGUUAUAUUGAUAUAAACCUUGCUGAUGUUGUUACCAACAAAAGAAUCAAUGAGAAGUUCCAUCUCAUUGACUCAAAAAAUGGUCGGAUUCAAAUUGAGCUGCAAUGGAGAACUGCAUGAAAAGGAGGCCUCUUAUUGGUCAUUUCCUGGGAAUUCAAAAAAAAAAAGAUAAGGCCAGGUAAUAUCUUAUGUUAAGUAAGAUCAGAUGUAUAUUCUGUUGUUAGCAUCAUAAGAGCACCAAAUUCAUGCUUUCCCAAGGAACAAAAGGUCUCAUAACUCUGAGGCCAUAGCUUUAUGAUUUCAUUUUUCUUCAAUUUCUUCUCUAAUUUCUGUGAUUAGUUGCUUUUACUUGUUUGCAAAGUGGAUGCUCACUUAUGGUCUGAUUCUCUUUCAAAUGUCCAAUCAUGCAUUAAAAGUGAUGUUAUCCGAAGCAUUUUAUAGAUGAAUAAUCCUCCAUUGAAUUUUUACAA